AUGAAGUACUCUCUCACCCUCAUCGCCCUCGCCAGCACAGCCCUAACGGCUCCCACCCAGCCCGAAGAGCGUGGCCUCUUCCCCGGCUUCGGUGACUCGAGAUCCGGCUCCAGCUUUGAUAACCUGUUUGGCGGGGGCUCCGGAUUAUCCGGCUCCGACUCCAGCUCCAGCUCUGGCACCAGCUCUGCGUCCGGCGCUGCAUCGACCCCGUCGUCGACCUCGACCACCACCUCUGCUCAGGGAACGGAUGCCCUGGGUGACUUUACUGACCUACUUGGAGGGUCUUCCUCAUCUGUCGGCGGGACCACCGAGAACGGCGUGACGGACAACAAUGAAUGCCAACCCCUGACCUUCAUCUUCGCCCGCGGCACCACCGAACUGGGCAACAUGGGCUCCGUCGUUGGACCCCCCGUCGCGAAGCAACUGGCCUCCCAAACCCACAACAAGGUGACCGUGCAGGGCGUGGAUUACCCCGCUGAUGCCGCCGGCAACGCUUCCCUCGGCUCCUCUGGUGGCCCGAAAAUGGCCUCCCUCGUCAAACAAGCCCUCAAGCAAUGUCCCAACACCAAAGUCGUGCUUGGCGGCUACUCGCAAGGCAGCAUGGUCGUGCACAACGCAGCCAAUUCGCUGUCCGCAAAUCAGAUCUCCGCGGCCGUGCUGUUUGGAGACCCGUUCAAGGCGCAGAGUGUGGGGAAGUUGGAUGAUAGUAAGAGGAAGGAAUAUUGUGCACAAGGGGAUCCGGUUUGCUUGAAUGGGGGGAAUAUCAUGGCGCAUUUGAGUUAUGGGAAGAAUGCGGAGGAGGCGGCGAAGUUUUUGGUGGAUGCUUCUGGUGUGAAUAUUUCUUAG
Aspergillus chevalieri is the source of this 846-nucleotide messenger RNA. Its product is annotated as carbohydrate esterase family 5 protein. The coding region runs from base 1 to 846 and encodes 281 amino acids. Gene Ontology annotation, cellular component: extracellular region. The record is from RefSeq and is a predicted model, not a curated record. Gene Ontology annotation, molecular function: cutinase activity. Lineage: Eukaryota; Fungi; Ascomycota; Eurotiomycetes; Eurotiales; Aspergillaceae. The transcript is spliced from 3 exons. Gene Ontology annotation, biological process: carbohydrate catabolic process.